This is a messenger RNA of Yamadazyma jaroonii, 459 nucleotides long. NCBI's taxonomy places the organism in Eukaryota, Fungi, Ascomycota, Pichiomycetes, Serinales, Debaryomycetaceae. The record is from the annotation of a GenBank genome assembly.
AUGUACAUUUGUUAUAACGAUAUUGCAAGAAGAUCCUUUGGUCAAGAUGUUAAAUCCACAGCUGAUAGUUUCAAAAGUUGGGAUACUUGUAUGGACAAUAAAACAUGUAAAAUUGUAGCUAUUGUAGGUAUAGUUUUAGCAUGUCUUGUAGCAUUUUGGAUAAUAUCUACCCUUGUACGUUGUCUUUGCAUGGGUUUUUCUUGUUUAGAAGCUUUGUGCUGUUGUUGUUGUAGAUCUGCUUCAAAAGGAUAUACUGAAAAACAACAUCCUUAUACCAAUCCAAAUAUGUAUCCUCCACAACCUCAACCUGCUCCAAUGUAUCAACAGCAGUACCAAGGUUAUAGGGAAGUAGAUAGUGGGUAUAAUCAACCAAAUAACCAUACUUCCACCAAUCAGAAAGGAUAUCAACCUGUAGACCCAUUCCAAGACACCAGAACCUCAUAUAAGGGUCAUUUCUAG